CCAGCCUGCAUCGAACAGCUUCAUCUCAUCAAUUUUGCAUCCUACCUUGUCCUUCCUCCUGUCCCACCAAUUCCUCUUCAAUUACCUCCUCCUCCUCCUCCUCCUCCUCAUUAUACCUCCUUACCUACCUACUUCUAACCGCCAAUCGAAAUGCACGCCCGCUCCCCCUCCCCCACAAGCGACGACCCGCGCAAACGCACCAAACAAACGCACCCAACAACGCGCCUCUGCCACGACUGGAUGGUAGUCUCGGGAAACUGCCACUACGCGCGCGACGCCGAGCACUUCACCACCUACCGGCCGGUGUCGGUGUCCUUGAAAAACAACCGGUUCAACCCGCACGAGGAGCUCCACGUCGCGGGCGUGGGGACCGUGCAGCUGACGACGUGUAGGAGCGCCAACGACCCGACGCCCCGGGUCAUUCGGCUCGACGAGGUCCUGCAUAUCCCGGACGCCGUGUGUAACGGGUUCAAUCCGUUGCUGGUGGGCAGUAGCAUGUCGUGCCAUGCGACGCAUUGGGAGGGUGCGGACCGGCAGGGCGAGCCGUUGUGGUUUGGCCUGCCGUAUGCGGGCGGCACGAGGGUGGCGUUGGCGGGCGAUCUGAGGGGCGAGUCGGAGUUGAUCGGGGGGAGGGAGUAUACUUUGAGUUUGCAUGUUAGUGGCGAGGAGAAGAUGGCGAUGGGGUUGGCUUAAUCGGGCUGGGUAGGGAAUGGAAUGGGUUGGGGGCGUCUGUCUGUUCGGUUUGUGUAUUUUAUCUGGGUACAGGGUACUGAUUGCUUUAUGAUUUGUGUAUGUACAUUAUGUGGAAAUGAAUGAUUAUUGGAUAUAUGCGGGACUUUGGGUUUGCUAGAAUCCUGCAAUCUCCGGUCUCCCCAGAUCUCCAGGUUUCUGUCUCCAGUCUCCAGGUCUGUCUCCCCAUGUCUCCCCAUCCCGACUUUUUCUCCCUCACCGAGAUAGAUUAAUGCCGAGACAUCAACGCCACGCGCGGUGGACCUGCAUGGGCACUGUUAUGGACCCUUUAGGCGUAAAUAUCACGAACGCAUGGCUUGUCGGGCUGCUCGUCCCGAUGGCCACCGACCGGACUGGACAGGAUCGACCAACUCCGUAGUGCCGUACCCCAAUAUCCCCAGACUCGCCAUGCGGAGCCCAGGGCCUCCAGUCCGCCUCGCUUAGCAAGGAUCCUG
Molecule: messenger RNA, 1184 nt
Organism: Aspergillus melleus
Lineage: Eukaryota; Fungi; Ascomycota; Eurotiomycetes; Eurotiales; Aspergillaceae
Exons: 1
Coding region: 151-693 (180 amino acids)
Source: RefSeq, a predicted model, not a curated record